GCCAUACUAGCGAAGAAACAAUGACAACAAAAACCAGGAAGCGUCAAAUAUCAGAUAUGCCAGUUACACGGCGUUAAACCAACGUCGUUUCAUUGUUUUUAUUAUUAUUAUUAUUUAUCUGCUGUAGUUUAGCUUUUUAAGAUAGCUUCUUUAACUUUUCAGGCUUCCCGUGAAUUAUGAGGAACACAAUCAGACACAAGCCGGCAGCGUCGGACGCAUGUAGCUGAGUUAAACAGGGAAAUGUCCCAGGUCCUCCUGCCGUGAAGGCUGCAUGUCUGUUCUGCAGCAGCUAUGUUGUGUUUGCUACGCUUCUUCUCGGAGGCUGUCGUGCCUGUGCUUUAGUCUGCGACGCUUUCAGUGAGCCGGCUACUGGAUUCUCCUGUGAGGGUUGAACAAAGUGAGGAGAAAUGGAAAUGGAAAACGUGAUCACCCUCAGCUCUGACAGCGAUAAAGAAGACUCCGAUGUGGAAAUAGUGGGCUGCUACAGUAAUGUCACGACCAAAGCUGAAGUGUUGCCCCUGACGGCGGUGCGCGUCGAUGUCAGCGCCUUGAAAGUCAACGUCCCAACGCGGUAUAUUGACCUCACAGAUCCAAGAUGGGCUCUUCCCGAGCUGAAGACACGUAAAAGACUAAAUUCAACCGCUUUGGCUAUUGUGGACUUGACUGAAAGUGACGUAGUGAACGGGACAGAACAGAAGUCAGAGGAUUUGCCACCGGAUGAUUUUAAAAUGAAGAAUGAAAGCACGGAUGAAACGCAGACUUCAAACAAACAAGAGAAAAGCACUUCAAGGUGUUCUUCACCUGUUAUUGCACUACAGGAGGAAUGUAGUGACACAAAUCCAAACCAAAGUUUGGAUUUGCAACCACAACACCAAAAGCAGACGGAUGAAGCGCAUCGUCAAGCACCGACUGUAAAAUUAAGACGAUUGCCCUUUCUUGAAAGUCAUGUCACAGAACUGAAAGAAUCAAGGCGUUCUAUAUACUUAACUAAAGACUGUAUGCAAAUGUCACUGCAACCUAGGCAACAAGCCACUGACAGUAAAGCACUGGAUUGCAUUAGUAAUAUGACUACUGCAUCGAAUAAUCCUCACAUGGAGCUUACAUUGGAGGAUGAGUCUUGUCCCACGGUGACAGAAUUUCUUGUCAGACAAGAACGUCAAGAGAACAGCAACGAAUUCACGAGCUCACGAUCGAAUGCUGAAAUAUCUCAGCAUGUGCGGAGCGCAGCUGCCUCUCCGCACUCUGAUAAAGGAAGCUCAGUUGCAACCUCGAAGGAACACAUCCCUCAUGAAGAUGAGAGGAGUGAAUUUUGCUUGUCCAUGCUCAUACCCUCUCCAACAUCUUCAUCCCAAGAUAAAUCACAGAGUUCCUCACAAAGAAAAUCUCUCUGUUCCAACCUGGAACAAUUGGAUUUACACCAAGCAGACUCUAAGCAAAGCUAUCUUUCUGAUCACCCUGACCCGCCUACCAUCGGAAUGAACGCCCCUGAGCCUUUUCACCUGGACUCUCUUUCGAACAUCAGUCCCAUAUCUCAUAACCUAAUAAACCAAGACAACCCGACACCCCCCGCCUCUGAACAUAUACUCGCUGAGAAUGUGUCUGAAUGGCAGACGGAGGAGGUUAAGACUGAUGGGGCCUCAAACAGCCCAGACUACUUGCACUGUAGUAUCCCUUGUGACUCUCCUUUGUCCAUGUCUAAGGCUGAGGAUAGUGAUGAAGGAUCUGGGACUGGGACAUACAGAGGGGGAUUAGACAGUCCACCAUCUUGUCUUUGGCAAGAGGGUAGUGAUGGAGAGCAAGUGAACGAAGAGAACAGAUUUGAUAUGGACUUCAGGGUGGCCAGUAGAGAGGACAGGAAUUUUGUGUGCCCAGUUACCCUCAGGAAAAUAAUGUCGGGACCAGCUGAAUCCUUGAUUGAUGAAGACGAUGAAGGUUUUGGAACUCCAGAGGUGCUGUGCCGUCAGAGCCUGAGUCUGGUUUACAGUACCAUAGAUGAAAACUACCCAGAGGGCACUUUGCAGCUCCUGUCUGACCUACUACAGCCUGGUUACUAUCCCCCCAGAGAUAUCUCCUUACACCUGCUGCGUGGUAUUCUACUUGACCCAAAGUGUCCUUAUCACUUGUGUGUGCAAGCCUUUAAUCUCCUGAUCAGGACACAGAGACACCACAUUGCUGAUAAAACCACUAUUCCAUGGGACUGGGAGUUGUUAACCUCAGUCAUGACCAAUCAGGACCAUACAAAGAGACAUCGAUGUGAGGUUGCGCGCAUGCUUCUGGAGUACGUCGUGCAAACUAUGGAGGACGACUUUCAGGCCAAACGUUCUUCCUCCACCCUCCACCACUCCAUCGCCAAGUCAACAUUGUCGUGUGAUCAGCAGUUUCUUAAUGUCAGGGAUGUCAUCAAGUGGCUCUUUUCUGCCAUCAUGAAAUCAACAGAGCAUGCAGAGACCGGCGAAGCAGUCAGAGAGAGAGAUGAACAAAUCAGAAUGGUGUCCAUCUUCCAGAGGAUGCUGUCCUUGGCUCUGGAGGUGGACCGUUCUCCAGCGCUAAACUCUGCCAAGCUGUCCCAGGAGCUCUUUCACAUGCUCAUCGGCAAUAUACCUCUACGAGCACACAGGAUGUUGUUGCUCGAGAGCCUGCAGAGCAAGCUGCUGAGAUGUAAGCUGUUGGAACAUCUGUUGGACUAUGCAUGCCCACUGAAAAUCACUGUGCCCAUGUCGCUCAGUCUGCUGCUUCACUUUAUGAAGAACUGCACUCUGGCACCAGACCCUACAGAUGGUUCUGAACGGUGGCAGAAGUGGGAAGAGUUGGUCCAUCUCCUCUGGAUGUUGCUGCUCAGCUACAACAAAGCGAUGAAAGGCUAUCUGUGCAGCUCCGUCUCUGAACAAAGAGGCAUAGUUGGCACCUUGGUCUACAAGCAGGAUGACAUGGUGUCCAAGCCUGCUGUCCGUGAAGCUGUAGAGGCCCUCUUGUCCAGAUCUCAGGCUGAUCUUGGCCAAGCCUUACCUCUCCACGUGGAAGAAUCUCUUACUUAUCUACAGGAUCACCUGCUAGAUGUCUGUCAGUGUUAAAUGGAAAAAACAAACAAAAAAAAAAAACAGUUUUGAUAAUUCUCUUGAAUGUUCGAUGAAGCAUUGCGUUAAUUUAAUAUUUAUAUUUGUAUGUGAUUUUGACCUAUGCAAUUUUUGUAUUUUUAAAUAAAUGAAGUGCCUUGUUGGAUCUUAAAAUC
Molecule: messenger RNA, 3229 nt
Organism: Larimichthys crocea (large yellow croaker)
Lineage: Eukaryota; Metazoa; Chordata; Actinopteri; Sciaenidae
Gene: simc1
Product: SUMO interacting motifs containing 1
Exons: 10
Coding region: 408-3071 (887 amino acids)
Molecular function (GO): SUMO polymer binding
Source: RefSeq, a predicted model, not a curated record